Messenger RNA from Oncorhynchus kisutch (coho salmon), 1942 nucleotides. RefSeq names its product sushi, nidogen and EGF-like domain-containing protein 1. The coding region runs from base 69 to 1079 and encodes 336 amino acids. The transcript is spliced from 12 exons. The record is from RefSeq and is a predicted model, not a curated record. Gene Ontology annotation, biological process: cell-matrix adhesion. NCBI's taxonomy places the organism in Eukaryota, Metazoa, Chordata, Actinopteri, Salmoniformes, Salmonidae.
AGGAACCAAUAGUCCCAACCCAACAGAACUACACAGAAGAAAGGGUGAAUGUGCAGAAACAGAUUUGAAUGGACAAGGAGCUUGUGACAAUGAGGAAUCACAUGAUGCUUUUUGUGCUGUUUUUGUUGAUGACGAGUAAGGUGACCACUGCUGAUUUUGUGAACACUUCAACAACUAAUGGCCCUUCAACAACCCCUGCGACCACUUCAACAACUAAUGGCCCUUCAACAACCCCUGUGAACACUUCAACAACUGAUGGCCCUUCAACAACCCCUGGCCCACUCUAUCCAUUUGGGGCUGGAGACACAGUGAGCUCCCGAUCCGAUGAUGGAAGUUCCCCUCCUAUAACCCUGGAACAGCCAUUUGUUUAUUUUGGAAAACCGUAUCAACAGAUACACGUGAACCACAAUGGACAUCUGACCUUCAAUGCAGCAUUUGCCAGUUACACACCAUACCGAUUCCCUGCAUUUUCCUCAAGAGAUCUGAUUGCUCCAUUUUGGACCGAUUUGGACAACAGGCGGAAUGGUACCAUCUCUUACCGGCAGUACAGCAGUGGCAGUGUUCUUCAACAGGCCACACAAGAUAUUAAUCAGUACUUCCCAAAUCUGGGCUUCUCUGUUAAUUGGGUCUUCGUUGCUACCUGGGAUAAGGUUCCCUACUACAACACUUUUGGAACAGAAAUCACCUUCCAAGUGGUUCUGAUUGCUGGUGGCCAAUCCUCCUUCAUCCUGAUGAACUAUGGGGAGAUUGUACCAACAACUCAAAAUAUUCAGGCUGGCUAUGACACAGUCAACUCCAUCCACUACUUCUCGAUCCCGGGGUCAUUUCAAAGCAACGACACAACUUUCAGUUACACCAGCAAUGUCAAUGUCGCUGGUCGCUGGGCCUUCCAGACAAAUGCGACCACUUCAACAACUGAUGGCCCUUCAACAACACCUGCUUCUACAUCUGAUGAGCCUUUCGCAAUUGAUGACUUCUGCAUAGAUUCCAUUUUUUGUAAAGGACAGGGUUUGACUGGUUCCGUUUAUAUGCUGAGCACUUUGUUAAUUCUGGUGUUUCUUACCAUUUUAAAUAAUUGAUUCUUACUUUGUUGCAAUCAAGGGAGUGGUUUUAUUGGCAGCCGUAGUGCAUGUGCUAUUCGUUCGAGAGAUUUAUCUUUCAAAGUGAAGGCUGGAGUGCACUGGAAGAAUGAGAGUGGGGAAGGAGGGAGCCUAUUGUCUAAUAUUCUAAACAGUAUUGUAUGUGCAGUUGCGCCUUUGAGUUACUCCAGAUCCACUCCCAUUUUCCUUGGGCCCUUCUUCCUGGGUGUUUUAAUGGGCUUAGCUAUUGUAUUGAUUUAUUUGUGUAGAUGGAUAACUUGAAAUAUAUUUACCUAUUCAUUAAAGUGGCAAAUUCCAAUAGAAACAAUUUUUUUAUUUUUUAUUUCACCUUUAUUUAACCAGGUAGGCUAGUUGAGAACAAGUUCUCAUUUACAACUGCGACCUGGCCAAGAUAAAGCAUAGCAGUGUGAGCAUACAACAAAGAGUUACACAUGGAGUAAACAAUUAACAAGUCAAUAACAAUAGAAACAAAGUGAUCACUGUGCCACUUUUUGAUAAACGGUUGAGGAAUGGGGCUGGAGAAAUGUAACUCAAAUUCAUAGAUGGAUCUAUGGGUGCAAGGACUGACUGAUAACUAUGUUACUCUGUUGCCGGACAACGGUUGAUUCAAAGCAGGAGCAACACAGAUGUGCACUCCUGUCAUUUAGAUUGAGUUGUGUUGAUUUAGUUCUGAGAGUGUUGGAUGUUUUUAUUAUUUUGUAUCAUUGUUUUGGCCAAGCAGAGUGAUGGUAAUUACAUUAUGGUAAUUAUUGAGAUCUGGAUCUGCCCUGGGAAGGAAAAAGUUGGAAAUAUUCUUACUUAUGGGAGCAAUUGUUAACCAAUCUGAUGACAUACAUUUUCUA